Melitaea cinxia (Glanville fritillary) is the source of this 675-nucleotide messenger RNA. RefSeq lists its product as uncharacterized. The record is from RefSeq and is a predicted model, not a curated record. Bases 1 to 675 code for a protein of 224 amino acids. NCBI's taxonomy places the organism in Eukaryota, Metazoa, Arthropoda, Insecta, Lepidoptera, Nymphalidae. The transcript has a single exon.
AUGAAGUCAGUGAAGGAAGAGAUGUCGGAUAUGAGAAACUCUAUGGACUUCAUGAACUCUAAGUUUGAAUCACUGCUUAAAGAACAUAAAGAAACCAAGAAGGUCAUGGUCGAACUACAAAAAGAAAAUAGUGUGUUGCAGUCGAACGUUAGGGAUCUUAAUGCGCGUAUUAAUACCCUCGAACAAAACGCGCGAUCUGCCAACGUUGAAAUACAAUGUGUGCCCGAACGAAAAUCAGAAAAUUUAGUCCAUAUUGUGACUCAACUGGGUGCAGUGGUCGGGUGUGCUGUCCCGCAGGAACAAAUAGCACAUUGUAGUCGUAUCGCUAAAACGAAACCCAAUAGUUCGAGACUGAAAUCGGUUGUAGUUCAGUUCGCUAGCAGGAAAAUUUGCGAUGAGUUUCUAGCUGCGUCGAUAAACUUCAACCGAGGAAAGUCAAAAGAAGAAAAGCUCAACAGCUCACACCUUGGCUUCAAUGGCGAAAAAACUACGAUAUACAUCGUUGACCAUCUGUCCCCCAUGAAUAAGAGGCUACACGCUGCCGCCAGGACGACUGCCAAAGAGAAGGGCUGCAAACACGUAUGGGUCAGAAAUGGUCGUAUUUUUAUGAGAAAGACGGAUGGCUCCGAUUAUAUUCUUGUACGCGAUUUAGACUCAUUGAAUAACCUUAAAUAG